This is a messenger RNA of Cariama cristata (Red-legged seriema), 2739 nucleotides long. It is a transcript of the gene USP20, whose product is annotated as ubiquitin specific peptidase 20. Bases 1 to 2739 code for a protein of 912 amino acids. NCBI's taxonomy places the organism in Eukaryota, Metazoa, Chordata, Aves, Cariamiformes, Cariamidae. Gene Ontology annotation, biological process: protein deubiquitination. Gene Ontology annotation, molecular function: zinc ion binding; cysteine-type deubiquitinase activity. The record is from RefSeq and is a predicted model, not a curated record. The transcript is spliced from 23 exons.
AUGGGGGAUACAAGAGACAUCUGUCCUCACCUGGAUUCCAUAGGAGAGGUGACCAGGGAUGAUCUGCUGCUCAAAUCCAAGGGAACUUGCCAGUCUUGUGGAGCUGUGGGACCAAAUCUCUGGGCUUGUCUUCAGAUUGGUUGUCCUUAUGUUGGUUGUGGGGAGUCCUUUGCUGACCACAGCACACUUCAUGCACAGGCCAAAAAGCACAACCUGACAGUGAAUCUGACCACUUUCCGUGUCUGGUGUUACGCUUGUGAAAAGGAGGUGUUCUUGGACCAGCGGCUGGCAACGCACUCGCAGUCACCACCAGUAAAGUUCACUGAGACGGAUUCUCCAUUGCCUGCUCACCCUUUGAAAGCUGUUCCAAUUGCAGUGGCUGAUGAAGGCGAAUCUGAAUCAGAGGAUGAUGAUUUGAAACCAAGAGGCCUUACUGGAAUGAAAAAUCUUGGGAACUCCUGCUACAUGAAUGCAGCACUUCAGGCUCUCUCUAACUGCCCACCUCUCACACAGUUUUUUCUGGAAUGUGGUGGACUGGUCCGUACAGAUAAGAAACCAGCCCUGUGCAAAAGUUACCAGAAGUUGGUGUCUGAGGUUUGGCAUAAGAAACGCCCAAGUUAUGUUGUUCCAAGCAGUCUAUCCCAUGGAAUUAAACUCGUCAACCCCAUGUUCCGAGGCUAUGCACAGCAGGACACUCAGGAGUUCCUGCGGUGCCUGAUGGAUCAGCUUCACGAAGAACUGAAGGAACCAGUUGUUGCAGAGACGAGGGAUUUGGAUACCAGUGACCAGGACGACAAGCGAGAAGGUGACCGAAGUCCUUCGGAGGAUGAGUUUCUCUCCUGUGACUCAAGCAGUGACAGGGGUGAAGGAGAUGGUCAAAGUCGGACCACAGGGAGCAUGGGCAGCAGCUCCCUGGCAGAGACAGAGUUGUUGAUCCAGGAUGAAGCAGGGAGAGGGAUCUCUGAGAAAGAGCGGAUGAAGGACAGAAAGUUCUCCUGCGGCCAUCGGCGCAGCAACUCGGAGCAGGUGGAUGAGGAUGCAGAUGUUGAUACUACUAUGAUGCCAGUUGAUGGUAGAGCCUCACCUGAGAUGCUGCCAGCUCCCCGUCCUGCCAGCCCAUGUAGGACACCAGAACCUGACAAUGAUGCCUACGUGCGCUGCUCCUCACGCCCCUGCAGUCCAGUCCAUCACGAAAUGCACUCCAAGCUCUCUAGCAGUCCUCCUCGCUCCAGUCCUGCCAGGCUUGGCCCUUCCUACGUACUCAAGAAAGGUAGUGCAAAGAGUGCUUCUGGGAAAAAGAAGAAAGAACUUCGUUAUCGCAGUGUGAUUUCUGACAUCUUUGAUGGCUCCAUUCUCAGCCUGGUGCAGUGCCUCACCUGCGACAGAGUUUCUACAACGGUGGAGACGUUCCAGGACCUGUCACUCCCAAUCCCGGGGAAGGAGGACUUGGCCAAGCUGCACUCUGCCAUCUACCAAAACGUGCCAGCUAAGACAGGGGCAUGUGGGGACAACUAUGCCUCACAAGGCUGGAUUGCUUUCAUCAUGGAGUAUAUCCGGAGACUUGUGGUGUCCUGUAUCCCUAGCUGGUUUUGGGGGCCUGUUGUGACGCUGGAGGAUUGCCUUGCUGCCUUUUUUGCAGCGGAUGAAUUGAAGGGGGACAACAUGUACAGUUGUGAACGGUGUAAAAAACUGCGGAAUGGAGUAAAGUACUGCAAAGUCCUCCGGCUACCAGAGAUUCUUUGCAUCCACUUGAAACGGUUCCGGCAUGAGGUGAUGUAUUCCUUCAAGAUCAACAGUCAUGUCUCCUUCCCCUUGGAAGGGUUGGAUCUGCGACCUUUCCUAGCCAAGGAGUGUGUUUCCCAGAUCACCACCUACGAUCUCCUGUCAGUCAUCUGUCACCACGGCACAGCAGGCAGUGGGCAUUACAUAGCCUACUGCCAGAAUGUGAUCAAUGGCCAGUGGUACGAGUUUGAUGACCAGUACGUCACCGAAGUCCACGAGACCGUGGUACAGAAUGCAGAAGCCUAUGUCUUGUUCUACAGGAAAAGCAGUGAAGAAGCUGUGCGAGAGCGUCAGAAAGUUGUGUCCCUUGCCAGCAUGAAGGAGCACAGUUUACUCCAGUUCUACAUCUCUCGAGAGUGGCUCAAUAAAUUCAACACCUUUGCUGAGCCUGGUCCCAUCACCAAUCACACCUUUCUGUGCUCUCAUGGAGGGAUCCCUCCUAAUAAAUACCAUUACAUCGAUGACCUGGUUGUGAUUCUGCCGCAAAACGUGUGGGAAUAUCUUUACAACAGGUUCGGGGGUGGCCCUGCUGUGAACCACCUGUACGUGUGCUCCAUUUGCCAAGUGGAGAUUGAAGCACUUGCCAAACGCAGGAGAAUUGAAAUCGACACCUUCAUCAAGCUGAACAAGGCUUUCCAGGCAGAGGAGUCUCCAAGUGUCAUCUACUGUAUCAGCAUGCAGUGGUUCCGUGAGUGGGAAGCAUUUGUCAAGGGGAAGGAUAAUGAGCCUCCCGGACCAAUUGACAACAGCAAGAUUGCACUUACAAAAGCAGGUGGCCACGUGCAAGUUAAGCAGGGUGCUGACUACGGGCAGAUUUCCGAGGAGACAUGGAUUUAUUUAAGCACACUGUACGGAGGGGGCCCGGAGAUUGCUAUCAGACAGAAUGUGGCCCAGGUCCAAGAACUGGAAAACCUACACGGGGAGCAGAAGAUUGAAGCGGAGACACGGGCUGUGUGA